GACAGAGAAGCAGACUGACUGUUUAACAGCCAGCGUAGGUAGAUCACCAGAUAAACACCGCUGCUACAAGUCAGAACAGAGUGAACGAGUGAGGGACAAAGAGGGAGAUUCACAGGUAUGAGGAGAGAAGCGGAAAGCAGAAGAGUGUGGUGACAGUUCGGGCAACAGGAGCUUGUGAUAACCAAAAGGAGGGCAGCCAAGUUGGCGGAGAUGCUGUGAGAGAGCAUGCCAAGUGAUGGAGCUUGAAACUGCCAGCAGGCAAACACAAUUAGUCAGAAUGGAGGACCAGGACAGAGUAAGCCAAGCAUCCAGUGUGGCCACCAUUUCUUACUUUCCUGGCAUAAAGGAAAGUGAUGGAAAGGUGCAAACAUUUGGGAAAAGAUGUCAGGCUGCCAAGAGAGACCCCAACUGUCCUGUGGUCAUUCGAGGAUGGCUCAACAAAAAAGACAGCUCUGGUUUGAAGCUAUGGAAGAGAAGAUGGUUUGUCCUCUCUAACUACUGUCUGUUUUACUAUAAAGACAGUAGAGAAGAAUCUGUGCUUGGCAGCAUCCCACUUCCAAGCUACAAAAUCCUGUUCUGCACACCACGAGAAUGCAAGAACAGAAAAUUCACGUUUAAGGUGGUGCAUCAGGGGAUGCGUUCUUAUUUCUUCAGCGCUGACACUCAGGAAGAUAUGUUAGGCUGGGUGCGAGCCCUCAGCCAGUCUGCUGCAAUGGAGGCAGACAACUCCAUGAACAGGCGUUGCUCAAGUUAUCAGGAUUUCACACAGAUAGGUGGCAGCAGUGAAUCAGUGGACUCCCCUAAAUCCCCCUCUGAUGGAGAGGGUCCCUCCCAAAAACGCAGACAUGUCAGCAGGACUCAGAGUGAACAGAGUCAGCUCACUGGUGGGAGGAUGGGGACGUCGUACUCAGAGCUGAGGGGGAGGCAGAGUGUGCGUCAGAGAAACAGCAGCCCUUCAAACAGAACACCUAGCCCUCCUGAAUUCAACAGAAGAAGAGCUUGGGGUCCAAAACAAGAGGAUUCACUUCCUGGGCAAAACACACCACCCACACAAUCAGACAUUAUGGGAACAGCUGCUUUGACUUCCAAAGGUCAGCUGGGGUCACGACCGCAUACUCCAGUGGGAAGGGUUGACAUUCGACCUCACGACGACCCUGUCAUGGUGCCACAGACCUUGUACUAUGCACCUGUCUCACCUAAGAUGGAGUUCAAAUCCACGCCAACUACCCCAGUCACAGAAAGGUGGCAACACUUAAACAAGCCUACACCUACAUAUGGUUCAGUCCAUCACAUCUCGGGUGGAAGAAGACCUUUGUCAAAGAGCUACUCUACAGGGGCACAUGCAGACUUACUGCCCCCUUUGCCCCCCUCAUCGAGAGCUGCACAUCCUCCUCACCCCCCACAACACCACCACCACCACCACCACCAUCACCGCAACCAUUUAUCUGUUUGUGUGCUACCGCCAGCUAUGGCCCCAAAGUCUGAUCCCAGGGAAGUCCCACCAAUCAGACCCCUAGAAAGUGAUGCGGAUGCUGUCUUGACAAGGUUAUGCGGAUGUGACAAGCUGCUACAGUCUCUGUCUGUGGAACUGGCCCAGCUACAAAUAGAUAAGGACGGUGUUCAGUGUGCAUUAGAAGUAUCCAGACUGCAGCUGGAGGAGUGGCAGAGCCAGGGACCCCGGGCCCAGGAAGAAGCACUGACGGAGAAGGCUUUGCUCCAGGAAGAACUGGUCACAAUCCGGGCCCGAAUGUGUGACGUAUCGUUGGAAAUGGAGAGGGUGUGGAGUCAGUAUGAGAGAAUGGAGAGUGAACUGUCUGUUAUCCGCUCACACCUUCAGCACAUCUGUAACUUUGGAAUGCCACAGGAGCAGUCUCAGGCUCAGAGACAGCUGUGGAUGAUGGAGGACAUCCUUGCUGGGCUGAAGGUCAACAGGGACCACUUCCACUUCCUGCUGGGGCUACAGACGCACCACAUGUUCCAGCCAGCGGUCCCGCACCCUGGAUCCCCUGGCUCACCCACAGAGAGGCUGCAGGCUGGACUGCCAAUGGAUGUGGAACAAGAGCCACCGGUCCGCCCACCAUUACCCCAGGAGCUACAGGAAAGCCACCACAGCAGGGAUCAGGGCUGUGGCUACACACAGUCAUAUGAGGGAAUCUACAACCACACUCAUCCUGCACACAGAAGAGGAAGCAGCCAGCCUGACCUCCUUAAUGUGAAAGCACAGAAAGAUGCAUCUGAAUCUCAGCCAAAGUGGAUCCCACCUGAAACAAUAAACCAAUCAACCAAGAAGAUGAAGAUGAGUGAAGAAGAGCAGAUUGAGAGGAUGAAAAAGAACCAGGAGAGGUUGACUAAUAAGAACAAACCUUGUUUACCCACUCCAAGUGCCCAAACCCACACUCAAAGUUCAGACACCCAAGAGGAGCCCCCCUUUCCUUUAAGGGUGACACGAGUUGUUACAGCUGUACUGCCAUCCUCUCUUGUGGCAAGACGGGUUUCUGUUGAGGAUCCCCCAGAUGAGCUUGAUACUCCUCUGCCCGAGCAGAUCCCACCUGAGGUGCAGCAAAGAUUUGCUGAACAAAGUAAAGUGAUGAACAAGCCAACUAGACGGCUGGUGCUGGAAAGCCCAGAUCAAAACCGGUCCUCGGCAGAAAGGCGCCAGGAUCAACUCAUUAAAAAGACAAGCAGACAGCUGCAUCAGGGGGUACUGAGGCCCUCCAUGAUGUCACGACCAGAAGUGAGCAGAGCUGAGCCAACUGAAACCUCCAGGAACCAAGUUCGAGACCAAACGGGUUUAGGAGAUGGAAGUGCAAGCUUCAACAUCAGGCUGCCUGAACAGACAGGGGAACAAACCUCUGUCCCCUUGACCCCUGGCAUGGACCCUGACCUCUGUCUGACCCCUGAGCAGCGAGAGGCCAAACUCCGCCGUGUGGAACGAAUACGGGAGAGAGUCAUACGGAGUGCAGUCAGAGAGAGUGCUACUACACACAAUCAACUCCCAGUCAUGGAGGAAAGGCAGGAAGCUCACCAGCUCCCCCGUGACACAGAGCACGACUCUUACGAUGGCAAUGGGAACUGUGAGGAUAACAUUAGAAGUCCUGCAGAACUGCAGGUGUCUAGAGCAACAUCUCACGACAAAGAUGAAAGUAAUGGGCAUGUGAAAAAAUCUCAAAGCCAAGUCAAGUUUGAGAACAAAAUACAACACAAAGACCACAGUGGAAGAACAGGGGUCACCAAAACUAAAAUCAAACGUCCAGCUUCGCCAUAUCAUAGUUCUUCUAUGACUGUUUAUCAGAAAGAUGGAGGCAAGGGAUUCACAAGAUGCCAAGACAAAGAGGAGAAAGGGCUUGAAGAAUGUGCUGCUAAUGAUAAUGAAAAUAAUUUGUCAUCAUCUGAUAUGAGAGCCAAGUGGUUUCUCUCCACCAACCAGUGGCAAGGGUUUAUACCUUUACAGAUCCCUGGCCUAGACUCACUGUGCAAUGAGGAGAUAUCAGACACCGACAACCAACCAGCUUGCACUGAUGACAUGACUGAUUCCACUGAAAUGUCUUCAAGAGUGAGUGAAAGUUUAGAGAAAAUGAAAGACAAUCAUUCACUCUUUUAUAAGAUAGCAUGCGACAUCAGUAUUUCAGACACAGAUAUAACAAAUAAUGAUGGAAAUACAAAUGCCCAGACAUCACCUAGGCCAGAAGAGGAAGAACUGCUAAUCAUUGAAUCUGCGCCAGAUAACGUGACCAGUGUUCUUACAUCUCCUAACCAAGAGAGGAAGGGUUCCAGCCUAAACUUGCCAUCAGAUGUUGAUAAAAACAGCCUCCCAACUUAUAACAAACUUCAACUUUCAUCACUGGAAGCCCAGGGCAAAGCAGCGUUAAAUUCCUCAGCCAGUCCUGCAAAAGAGGCACAUGUUUAUGGAGAGAUCCCUCAAAAAAGAAGUGAAGUUGUCUUAAGUCAAGCGAGCCAAUUGAAAGUCAAAGAAACUAACUAUGAAGCUCCUGCUCAAGAUGUUGAAUCUGAUCAGGCCCUGGAUGAAUGUGCAAACGCCAGAGAAGAACACAGUGGGACAAAAGAGUCAGAAGACAGGACGGUGGACCAAGACAAAUCGGAGGAUCUGAACAAAUCUAGUGGUCUCAGUGAGAAGAACAAAGAGACUGUCCCAGAGCGAGGCAACUCCAUCACUCCAUCCAGCUCUGUGUUUGAGAGUGGAAGUGUGAUUCAGAGUUCUUCUUUUGGGAAGGCACGAGUAACAGUAUUAAGGACAAGUUUGUAGAAGCAGGAAGAGUAAAGCCUACAGAUACGGGAAGAACAAGAACACAGAGAUGUGAUUUUUGGUACUGUAAAAGAAAUACCUGAAGAGGACCGACAGAGGGAAUUUGGACCUAACUUUAAAUUAGAAAAUGGUCAAAUGGGAACAUAGAAUUUCAGAAAUAGACAUAAUUGUUGGUAAACAUGAACAUUUCCAUUAUUCAUUACAUGUAGUUUGUGAUGGAUGCAGAUAAAGCAGAAAAACCCAAGUCAUCAAAACAAAAUGGAAGUAUAUUGUUGUUUUUGCAGCUGGUAAAUGCCAGAUAUCUUGUGUAUGGUUGCAGUCAAAUAUAUGCCCAAUAUUUGACAUUAACACUUUCAUCCCUCUCCAAAUACGCAUCUAGCAUAACACCAGCAUUUAUAGUUGAUGACUGCUGGUAACUUAACCCUGUUAUUGUCACUGUAGCAAAAUGUGUUUUGCAUCUCAGACUUCCUGACUAAUAAAUAUUCUGCAU
Monopterus albus (swamp eel) is the source of this 4754-nucleotide messenger RNA. It is a transcript of the gene plekha4, whose product is annotated as pleckstrin homology domain containing A4. The transcript is spliced from 24 exons. NCBI's taxonomy places the organism in Eukaryota, Metazoa, Chordata, Actinopteri, Synbranchiformes, Synbranchidae. The coding region runs from base 236 to 4264 and encodes 1342 amino acids. The record is from RefSeq and is a predicted model, not a curated record.